AUAUAUUUAUAAGCUCGAAAAUAAGUAAAAUUCACAAAGUCCUGACAAAAUCUCCAAACAUGGCAUAUAUCAAUUAAUCAAUUAAUGAGUUGGAAAAUUUAAGCAUUGCCGGAAUCGCUUUUCUCUGGCCUUCGAAUUUCCGUGACUCGAUUUGUAUUUGCUGGUUUCAUCAAAACCCUUUCCCAUUUCACAAAUUGAAUUAAGCCAAAGCAUUUUCGUUCCUAAAUUUCGUCGCCGUUUCACGUAUCAAAACCGAUUCCGGCUUCGAAUUAGCUUCUCAAUGGAAUCGGAUUUUGAAACGAACGAUAUGCUCACACUGUCACAGGAGGAUUCAUUUGAUACCAAUGAUAACAAUGAUAAUUUAGAUGCUGAAGGGGAAAGAUGUGGAAUAUGUAUGGAUAUGGUUAUUGACAGGGGAGUACUGGAUUGCUGUCAGCACUGGUUCUGCUUUGUAUGCAUUGACAACUGGGCUUCCAUCACUAAUCUCUGCCCACUUUGCCAGAACGAGUUUCAGUUGAUUACUUGUGUUCCAGUAUAUGAUACCAUAGGGAGCAAUAAAGUUGAAGAUGGCUCACUCUUCGGAGACGAUGAUGAUGACUGGUCGAUCGAAGGGGAGACUAACAGUCUGGCAUUUCCCUCUUACUACAUUGAUGAAAAUGCAGUUACAUGCUUGGAUGGUGAUGGCUGCAAAAUUCGAAAUGGAUUGGCAAGUAUUGAAGGAGAUUCUGGUCUUGAUACAUCAAUCGCUUGUGAUUCAUGUGAUAUAUGGUAUCACGCCUUCUGUGUGGGAUUUGAUACUGAAGGUACAUCUGAGAGUACAUGGUUAUGCCCAAGAUGUGUGGUUGAUGAAGUUUCUAAAGAAACAGAUACCAAUUCAAUAAAGGAGGCAACCCUGGAAUGCAACCCAGAUAACAAUAACAUUAAAUGUCAUGUUGAGGAUUCCAGAUUAGUGUCCGUGUCCAUUGCUGAUACUGGAGAGACCGCUGUUGUUGUCUCAAUGCUUGACAGAAACAAAUGGGUUCCAGAAACAAGCGAGAGAAGUCAAUUGCCUCCUGAAGUUGAUUUGUUGACUGAAUCAUGUAAUUUAAUGUCCCAAAAAAAUAAUCAGCUGCAGGGAACAGAGAAGACAACUAUGUCACCGAUCAUGGAGGGAGAAAAACUAGAGCUGUCUUUAUCACACAAUAUGUCAUGUAACCCAACUUCUAAAUCCUCCGUCCUAAAUGAUUUAAAGAAAAGUGAUAAUGGAACAAGAUGUGAACCGAGUAGCUUUGACGGAGUCAAGUUAUUUGAUGAGUCCAAUGUCAAAACUAGUCCAUGCAAAAUUGAAUCUGAUAUGGGUCUUCAUCUUGGUUUGUCGGUGGGCUCUUUUUUAUCCGUUGAUAAUGUGAACAAGAGCAAAACACAAGAUCAAGCAACUAAUGUCCCGUGCUCGAGUCCAGAAGAAUUUCUUUUGAAAGGAGAUGAAAUUGAAACCAAUGCUUGUGAGGACAAUGCCAGAGUGACUGGUAGAAAGAGGAAGCAUGUUGAUUUCAGUCACGAGCAAGUUCAUAUAAAAGUUGAUGAAGAUGCCAAGCCUGAACUAUCGGCUGAAGCUUCACAAAAGAAAAUUAGAGCGGCUGCUAAUCAAAUGAUUAGUGCUAAUGACUCGGUCGAUACUCAACUUUCUGACAAAACUAAGAAGAGCCCUGUUUUAAAACAUUCUCCAACAAAGGAAACUGUGGCAUCAGAUAUAAUGAAUAUCGUUAAAGGGACGAAACGUAGGCUUUCCAAGGGACUUGCGGGUACUAAUGCUAGUGGAAAGUUAGCUGAAAAGAAAGAAAACAUGGCUGGAUUGAGGGUUAAAAAGAUUAUGAAGAGAGGUUCUGAUGAUGGAGAAUCAUCCUCAUUAGUCCAAAAUCUAAGGAAGGAAAUUAGAGAAGCUGUCCGCAACAAAUCCGAUAUAAACUUCGGGGAAAACCAUUUUGAUAAAAAUCUUCUUGAAGCAUUCAGGGCUGCUAUAACAGGGCCUAAAACUGAACUUGUAAAUAAGUUAUCCCCCUCAGCUCUGAAGGCAAGGAAGUCAAUGUUGCAGAAAGGAAAGGUACGAGAAAAUCUAACUAGGAAAAUUUUUGCAUCAUCCAAUGGAAGAAGAAAGCGUGCAUGGGAUAGGGACUGUGAAAUUGAGUUUUGGAAAUAUCGUUGCACGAGAGCUUCAAAGCCUGAAAAGAUCGAAACUUUAAAAUCAGUUCUUGAUCUCUUAAAAAAAAGUUCAGAGAACCCAGAAUCAGAGCAAGCUCCUGAACGUCAGGCCAAGAAUCCAAUUCUCUCCAGAUUGUAUAUAGCAGACACAUCUGUUUUCCCACGGAAAGCUGAUGUCAAACCUUUUUCAGAGCAGACUAAACAAAAUAACUCAUCAGUAAAAGGACCAAAUCAAUCUCUUGAUAUCAAGACUAUUAAAGCAACAGAGGUAAAUAAUCUUUUAUCAAAGACCAGCGUUUGCUCUUCUGAGAAAAAAGUAGAUAAGAAGAUUGUACGCGGUCCAGUUGGUAAAGCACAUUUAAGCAGUCACUCAGAAGGGACAUCAGUUUCUUCUUCAGCUGGUGCCAAAGUUGGCACAAAAGAGUCAGUCCUGAAAUCCGAUUCUAUGAAAACUGAUAAAAGAAAAUGGGCCUUGGAGGUUCUUGCAAGGAAGACAGCUGUUGCAAGCAGUAACACAGCAAAUGAAAGUCAGGAAGACGAUGCAAUUUUUAAAGGAAAUUAUCCUUUGCUUGCCCAAUUACCAACUGAUAUGAGACCCGUGUUGGCACCUUGUCGCCACAAUAAAAUUCCUUUAUCAGUGAGGCAGACACAGCUUUACCGCCUGACGGAACGCUUAUUGAGGAACACAAAUCUGACAAUCAUUCACAGAACUGCACAUACAGAAUUGGCUGUAGCAGAUGCAAUUAAUAUUGAAAAGGAGGUUGCUGACAGAUCAAACAGCAAGCUAGUGUAUCAGAAUCUUUGUUCACAAGAGCUAUUGCGUCGCACAAAUAACACAACAUCCAAUGUAGACACAGACACAAGUCCACCAACCUCGUCGCCAGUGCAUACUGAUCAAUCAGAACUGAAUACCGAUGAUCUUUCUAGUGACCCAGCAGUGCAUACUGAUCAAUCAGAACUGAAUACUGAUGAUCUUUCUACUGACCCAGCAGUUCAAAUAGCAUUGCAAAAUGCUGGUCUGUUGUCUGAUUCGCCACCAAGCAGUCCACAUAAGAACAAAGAAAUACAUAAUGAAAAUGAAAUGUCAGGGCCUGAUGAUAUACUUGAAUUAGAUUCUCAUCCUGAACUGGAUAUAUAUGGUGAUUUUGAGUAUGAUUUGGAAGAGGAUGAUUACAUAGGCGCUAGUGUUACAAAUAUCCCAAACAUAACACAAGAGCAAAGUGAACCAAAAGUGAAACUUGUUUUCUCCACCACGAGCUUGAAGAAAACAAAUAAUGCUUCGGAUUCUGCAGACAGUAUGGGGUCUGAAAACAAUGAAGUGCCAGGAGAUGCCUCUCGGUCACCAAACUGUCACAGUGAUGCAGUCCACAGGGAUUCUACCAUUGAUGCGGAGAUUGGUCAGCCUUCUGCUUCUUCUGGGCUACAACCGUGUGAGGGUGCUGUUGAGCCGGUUGAUUCAGAAUUUGAAGAAUUAUAUGGCCCUGAUAAAGAACCACUUAUAAAAAAGUUUCCAGAUGGUGAAUUACUAUCACCACACGGAGAAGGCAAGACAGAAACUCAAAGCGAGAAUAAUGAUUGCCAUAAGGAGGAAGAACAGGUCUUAGACAAACUAGAAAAUGGUGCUGAAUUCAGGAAUGGGAAUCUUGCAGAAAAUGCGUCUGUUUCCACUAUCACGGACAAAUCUAACGUAUCUGGGACCGGUGAAAAUUUUCAAAAGAAGGAGCAGUCUAACAAUGAAAAUCAAGUAGCGAAGAAGGUAGAAGCAUACAUCAAGGAGCAUAUCAGGCCAUUGUGCAAGAGUGGUGUUAUCUCGGCUGAACAGUACAGGUGGGCUGUUGCAAAAACAACUGAUAAGGUUAUGAAGUAUCAUUGCAAAUCAAAGAAUGCUAAUUUCCUCAUAAAGGAAGGCGAGAAAGUAAAGAAACUCGCAGAGCAGUAUGUUGAAACAGCCCAACAGAAUAGAAAAAGUUGAUUCCCAUAGUAGCACCAUUUCAUCCUCAACAAGUUUUCUUAGGUGCAACAUUUGCUCCCUGUUUUAGAAACUUGCUUCAUUGGGUUACUGUGCAUAUAUGUUGGAUUUUGCACCAUGAAAAUUGUGCUACAUUGCACACAAUGGGGAUUAAUUCAGAGAAAGGAGUGUCCGGGAAAGUUUGCUAUGGGCUGGAAUGUGAUUCUAUCGCAGGUUCUUAGAAAAGAUAAUUAUGUGCAGAUUAUUUGGCUAGAAUGGGAGGUACUCAAAGAGAAAGGAUGAAGAUCUUAUACAUUUCUUCUCAUGGCCUCAAUAGUUUCCUCUUGGCAGAUUCUUUGAGGUUGUAAUGGAGCAUGUAUUGUAUUGUAAUUGAAACCUAUAACAAGCACACACUCAGAAUGAAAUGAAGUAUUCUGCAUUGCUGCUACUGAAUUAUACAGUAAUAAUGCAAAGGUAGAAAAAAGUUCUAUGUA
This is a messenger RNA of Trifolium pratense (red clover), 4620 nucleotides long. RefSeq lists its product as uncharacterized. The record is from RefSeq and is a predicted model, not a curated record. Gene Ontology annotation, biological process: protein ubiquitination. Gene Ontology annotation, molecular function: ubiquitin protein ligase activity. The transcript is spliced from 14 exons. NCBI's taxonomy places the organism in Eukaryota, Viridiplantae, Streptophyta, Magnoliopsida, Fabales, Fabaceae. The coding region runs from base 281 to 4150 and encodes 1289 amino acids.